This is a messenger RNA of Suricata suricatta (meerkat), 2705 nucleotides long. RefSeq names its product diphosphoinositol polyphosphate phosphohydrolase 1. NCBI's taxonomy places the organism in Eukaryota, Metazoa, Chordata, Mammalia, Carnivora, Herpestidae. Gene Ontology annotation, biological process: diadenosine hexaphosphate catabolic process; diadenosine pentaphosphate catabolic process; adenosine 5'-(hexahydrogen pentaphosphate) catabolic process. Bases 229 to 747 code for a protein of 172 amino acids. Gene Ontology annotation, cellular component: nucleus; cytoplasm. The record is from RefSeq and is a predicted model, not a curated record. Gene Ontology annotation, molecular function: diphosphoinositol-polyphosphate diphosphatase activity; endopolyphosphatase activity; bis(5'-adenosyl)-pentaphosphatase activity. The transcript has 5 exons.
GGCGGCAGCGGCGACGGCAGCCGUGACGGCGGCGGCGGCGCGGAGCCUGGGCCGGGGGGAAUGAGGCAGCCGUGGCGGGCCAGCGGCCGAGCCGUGUAGCGGAGAAGCGGCUUCCCCUCCCUGCUUCCCUUGGCCGUACCGGGGACGCGCGCGCGCGCGGCCGUCCGGAGCGGGCUCCCCACCCUCGACUCCCGAGACCCGCACCGCACCCCCACCCGGGCCCGGAGGAUGAUGAAGCUCAAGUCGAAUCAGACUCGCACCUAUGACGGCGACGGCUACAAGAAGCGGGCUGCGUGCCUGUGUUUCCGCAGCGAGAGCGAGGAGGAGGUGCUACUCGUGAGCAGUAGUCGCCAUCCAGACCGAUGGAUUGUCCCUGGGGGAGGCAUGGAGCCCGAGGAGGAGCCGAGCGUGGCGGCAGUCCGUGAAGUCUGCGAGGAGGCUGGAGUAAAAGGGACAUUGGGAAGAUUAGUUGGAAUUUUUGAGAACCAGGAGAGGAAGCACAGAACGUAUGUCUAUGUGCUCAUUGUCACAGAAGUGCUGGAAGACUGGGAAGAUUCCGUUAACAUUGGAAGGAAGAGGGAAUGGUUUAAAAUAGAAGAGGCCAUAAAAGUGCUGCAGUAUCACAAACCGGUGCAGGCAUCGUAUUUUGAAACGUUGAGGCAAGGCUACUCGGCCAACAACGGCACCCCGGUCGUGGCCACCACGUACUCGGUUUCUGCUCAGAGCUCGAUGCCAGGCAUCAGAUGACUGAAGGCUGCGUGCGAGAGGAACGGAAAUUGGAAACGAGACUGGAGUGCAGAUCUUCCCUCCCUUGCUCUUUUCACCUCUCCUCACAGGCCUCCUCUUCGAAUAAGGCAUGAUGGGCGGCAGGGAAAGGGUUUGUUGAUGACAUUGCUCUUUGGUGUUAAGUGAUGGGCUUUUUCUUCUCUUUUUAUGGAGGGGGGCGGGGGGUAUGUAAUUUGUAAGUACUUUGGUGCAUGAUCAGUCCCUCCCUUUUCACACCCCUGCAACUGUCUUGAGGAGACAAACAGCCUUCCCUCUGCCUCGGGUUCUGAAGUGUUCCUGUUUGUCUCAUCCCAGCCCUGGCCAGACGUUUUUCUUUGAUUUUUAAUUUUUUUUAUUAUUAAAAAGAUACCCAUAUGAGAUACACCUUUCAAGAAUUUGUCCUGUACUGUGCUGUUCAGUCCAGUGAGUUGGUCACUUCCACUGCAGGAUACAUUUAUCUACACAUUAUAUACUGGGCAUAUAAUAUGUAAAUAAAUGACUUUUAGAAGAGGAAUUUAACUGUUUAAUUUUUCAAGGUUUGGUCUUGUCUUUUAAAUUCGGGGUGUUUCCAGAAUGGAGCGCCUCAGAGUUAAUCUGACUUUUUGUUUUUGAUGCUAGUGGCUAGGUAAGUUUCCCUGUCCUGAACCCCGUCCCCAGUCACUGACUAUAGUUCCGCAGGGUAGGAGAGUUUCACUACCUUCAUAGCGCUCCCUGGACUCAUGGCCUUCUCUUCUCAAAGCUGUGUUUCCAUGCCAAGAAAGAAACAGGAAGAAACCCUAUUUUCUUUUUUAUUACCCAGCCAGGAGCAAAUGGCCUCAGCUCAGACCUGGAGAAACAGUGAUAGAAAUUGAAUUCCUCCCUACGUGUUGACAAUAGGGAUGUGAACUGGAUUCUUGGGAUUACUCUCUAAAAAAAACUGGAGUAUUGAGCUUUGUUUCUAUCCUGCCAGUUGGAAUGUUUUCCGUAAUGCUACUUACCGCCGGCAGUGGCCUCUCUCCUUGUGCAUACAUGCCUUACACCAUGCUGAACCGGAUACUGUCCUUGUGCUGAAGCAUCCAGCUGUCCUUGGCAAGCGCCAGGGUACAGUCCCGUCCCCAUCCUGGGUAGCCAUGUUAAGUUCCUGAAAAGUACGCAGAGGGAAAAUUCAGGCACUGGCUUAUCUUUGUAACAUUGCAGCGCUUGGAACGGCACUGCGGAGCGUGCACAGAAAUAUCCAGUCUGUCUCCCACUGGGACGCAGAAGUUGUGUGGGAGAAUGCUCCGUCAUUUUCUAGAACAGCUACAUCACGCGUUGGCCCCACGCAGCUGUCGUGUUGGGCUUUGAUGCAGGGCGCGUGCUGGCUUCGUUUGCCAGUGUGUCAUUUCAUUGGGACGUGAGCAGAAGAGGGUCUUGAGAUGGAGGGAUGGGCCUGGGAGUGGGACGCCGAUCCGUCUCUGGCGUGCGACAGGAGCCGCUGCUGUGCGCUUAGUGGCAUCUCCUUUGUCAAAACAGCCAAGAUGUGAAAUUGAAAUCGUAGUUCUCUUUAUUUAAAAAUUCUAAUAAAUUCUCAAACGUUGAAAAGUUUGGCUCUUCCCUGCCACCAGUAGAGACGUAUAUACCUGGUAGGGCUGUGUCAUUCAGUGGUCAACUUUUAGGGGGACAUCUUUUGGUGAACUUGAAACUUUGCUGUCUGUUCUCAGUUUGCAUCUUUUCUCCUGGUCUUGAGAUACCAAUCCAACAAGUGAUGCCCACGGUUUCCUUAGGAUAUGGUCCUGCCUCUGGGAGAGGGAUGGCACUGGGUCAGGGUGCCAGGGGAUAGAAACCGCACCAUGGGAUCAGAUCUGAAUACCAACUCGCUGUUCACACGUCCUACCUAGACACGAGCAUAUUGCUGCUCGUUGCCUGAUGGAGAGCAUUCUAAAUUUCUGUCCAAAAUAAAGUAGGAAAUGAAUUAAAGUCAA